Molecule: messenger RNA, 459 nt
Organism: Adineta steineri
Lineage: Eukaryota; Metazoa; Rotifera; Eurotatoria; Adinetida; Adinetidae
Source: the annotation of a GenBank genome assembly
AUGUCGAAAAGCAAGGAACAGAUAAAAACUAUAUUAUGCAGUGAUGACGACAGGGAUUUGAAUAAGUUAGGUGGUCCAAACAGGUUAACUCAUCUGCAGGUGCGCCAGUAUUUGGAUAUACUCGAUGGCGAUAAUGAACGAACAUGUACGUUUGAUUGGUACGAUGCACAAGCAUUUAAUGAUAAGCAUCUUGAAUAUUAUGUCUAUUCAUUCGUAGGCUCUAUUGAGCGUCUUAUGAAUCCGCCUGAUGCCUUUUGUGUACAACAAAAAGCGAAUGUUUAUUAUUUUACAAAAUGUGGAAAAUGUGAUUAUAUUAUCUUAACAAAUCGCGACAUUGGAAAUAGACUUGUCUGUAUGAAUCCACAAAUUAGAUGUGGCUAUAAUAAUCAUGCUAAACCACUUUCUAAUGAUUCAUUCAUGACUGAUGUUCUACAAUUAGUAAAUGAACAUUUAAAUUAA